AUGAAGGUUCAGAGCUUUAAAUCUGCAGACCAAUCCUCAAUAUCUGCACAAGACAAAAUGCUUUCUAGCAUCCUGACCAACUCGAGACUGGCCACAUUGGACUUGAGCGGCAACUCGAUCGGAGAAAACGGAGUUCAGGCGCUGGUUGAGGCUCUCAAGACCAACUCAACUCUGGCUACUUUGAACUUGCGCUGCACCUUGAUCAGAUUAAACGGAGUUCAGGCACUGGCUGAGGCACUCAAGGCCAACUCGAGUCUGACCACUUUGAACUUGAGCCUCAACUGGAUCAGAGACUACGCAGCUCAGGCACUGGCUGAAGCACUCAAGAUCAACUCCACUCUUACGACUUUGAACCUGGAGGACAACACGAUCGGAGAAAACGGAUCUCUGGCGCUGGUUGAGGCACUCAAGACCAACUCCACUCUGAUCGCUGUGAACUUGAGGGGGUGCUCGAUUGGAGGAAAUGGGGCUCAGGAGCUGGCUAAGACACUCAAGACAAACUCGAAUCUGACCACGUUGAACUUGGGCGGCAACAGGAUUAGAGACAACGGAACUCGGGCGCUGGCUGACGCACUCAAGACCAACUCGACCCUGACGACUUUGAUCUUGGGCGCCAACUCGGUCGGGGACAACGGAGCUCAGGCACUGGCUGAGGCACUCAAGAACAACUCGACUUUGACCAAUUUGGACUUGGGCCUCAACUCGAUCAGAGAAAACGGAGUUCAGGCAAUGUCUGAGGCACUCAAGGCCAACUCUACUCUGACAACUUUGAACUUGAUCCUCAAUCCAAUCGGAGAUGACGGAGCUCAGGCGUUGGCUGAUGCACUCAAGAUCAACUCGACUCUGACGACUUUGAACUUGAACGAAAACUCGAUCGGAGACAACGGAGUUCAGAAGCUGGCUGAGGCACUCAAGAGCAACUCGACUCUGACCACGUUAGACUUGUACUGCAACUCGAUCGGACACAACGGAGCUCAGGCGUUGGCUGAAACACUCAAAACCAACUCAACUGUGCUGAUUUUGGGCUUUGUAAACUGA
Linnemannia hyalina is the source of this 1038-nucleotide messenger RNA. Lineage: Eukaryota; Fungi; Mortierellomycota; Mortierellomycetes; Mortierellales; Mortierellaceae. The record is from the annotation of a GenBank genome assembly.